This is a messenger RNA of Enterobius vermicularis (human pinworm), 654 nucleotides long. Lineage: Eukaryota; Metazoa; Nematoda; Chromadorea; Rhabditida; Oxyuridae. The record is from the annotation of a GenBank genome assembly.
AUGGCGGGAAGGUCAGGUGCGCGUGGAUCUGCAGGUGGGGGUUCUAGCAAAACUUGCCAGUUCAAGCUUGUAUUGUUGGGAGAAAGCGCUGUUGGUAAAUCUUCACUCGUACUGAGAUUUGUAAAAGGCCAGUUUCAUGAGUACCAAGAGUCAACAAUCGGUGCUGCUUUUCUAACGCAGACACUGUGUGUGGAUGAUACGACAGUAAAGUUUGAAAUAUGGGACACAGCAGGACAAGAAAGGUACCACUCCCUGGCUCCAAUGUAUUACAGAGGUGCACAGGCAGCAAUAGUUGUAUAUGAUAUUACUAAUCAAGAGUCUUUUGCAAAGGCUAAGAAUUGGGUGAAGGAACUGCAGCGGCAAGCGAGCCCUAAUAUCGUUAUUGCUUUGGCUGGAAAUAAGGCAGAUCUGGCAAAUAAACGAGUGGUGGAAUUUGAGGAAGCUCAAGCAUAUGCUGAUGACAAUGCACUUCUCUUUAUGGAAACGUCUGCUAAAACGGCAAUGAAUGUAAAUGAUAUCUUCCACGCAAUUGCAAAGAAAUUGCCAAAAGGAGAUGCUAGUGGUGGUGGACCUUCUGGACGCGGACGAGAAGGAGUUGAUAUUGGGCAAGAGAACACUAACCAGGGACUUGGGUCUGGCUCUUGUUGCAAGUAA